AGCACUCUUUUCCUUUUGUGAAUCGCGGAAUGAUUUUUGUACUACGAUGGCCACCGUUGACAGGAGUACUCGUCCCUGCUGCGACUCCAGCUUUCUACACAGGAGGAAUAUAAUGUCUUUUAGAUCGUUUUUUAUGUUUAUGUUGCUUUUGUUUACAAUAGACAGAUGUUUUUCUGAAGAUGACCACGAAAUGGAGGAGUUUCUCAAGCGGGAGUAUUCCCUUUCCAAGCCCUACCAAGGUGUGGGAUCUUCAGGCUCCUCCCACUGGGAACUGAUGGGGGAUGCCAUGGUAACCACGGAUUAUAUUCGACUCACACCCGACAUGCAGAGCCGGCAGGGGGCAGUGUGGAGCCGCAUCCCAUGCAAUCUGAAGGACUGGGAGAUGCAGGUGCACUUUAAGAUUCACGGGCAAGGAAAGAAGAACCUGAAUGGUGACGGUCUGGCCAUAUGGUUCACGAAGGAGCGCAUGCAGAAAGGGCCUGUAUUUGGAAAUAUGGACAACUUCACCGGCUUGGGGGUGUUUGUGGACACGUAUCCCAAUGAGGAGAAAUACAUCGAGGCGCAGAAGAAGAGAUACACGCCGCGCACUCAGAGGAUCUUCCCCUUCGUUCUGGCCAUGGUGGGGAACGGCAGCAUCAGCUAUGACCACGAGCGGGACGGUCGGCCCACAGAGCUCGGCGGCUGCAACGCCAUGGUGCGCAACCUCAAGCACGACAGCUUCCUCUUCAUCCGAUACAUCCGCCGCAGGCUGACGGUGAUGAUCGACAUCGACGGCCAGCACGAGUGGAGGGACUGUCUGGACAUCCCCGGGGUGCGUCUGCCUCAGGGUUAUUAUUUUGGAGCAACGGCGGUCACCGGAGAUCUCUCAGAUAACCACGACAUCAUUUCUCUGAAACUUUACCAACUGACUGUAAUACGGAGUCGAAAGGAAGAGGAGGACGAGGAGGAGGAAGAGAUAACCGUACCCAGUGUGGAUAACCUGGACCUCCUCAGACUGGGCCAGAAUGAAGAAGGGAUGAGUGGGAUAGCCAUUUUUUUCACCGUGCUCUUCUCCCUGCUGGGCUGCAUCUUCCUGUUGGUCAUCGGGCUGGUGGUCUACAGCCACUGGAACGAGAACCGCCGCAAGCGCUUCUACUGACGAGCGGCGGUGACCGUAGGGACUGCUUUGGAGCCGAUCUGGAGCUCCGCCAGCAGGAGGAGGUGGAGACGACAGACGAGGAGCAUCACUGGACAGGAAGGAGGAGCUCGUCUGACGGUCACAGCAGCUCAGCCUUAGCAUCUCCACCUCUGGACUAGUCGCUCUGCACGGAUGCAGCGCCCUGCUCUUAUCUUUGUGUUGAGGUUCACUGCAUUAGACUCGUGUGGAAGUUCACUCUGGAUGACUUUGUUGAAUGCCUGUUUUUAUUUAUUGUCCUUUUUUAUAUUAUUCCUGUACCAAACCUGCUGUGGGAAGUGCUAAACAAACACAACUGCCAUUUUUAAAGUUCUGAGUGUGGAAUAAAUGCAUGGAAGAUGUUUUAACAUGUUUUUUUAUUUAAUCAACUGGGUUAGGUGGAUAUUUGCUGUUAUAUAUUUAUUUGUUAUAGUUUUUUAUUUAUUUUUGAAGCUAAAUCAAAAUGUCAGGGUGGAAAAAAACAUCACCAAUGAUAAAAAUCUUAAUUUAUGAAGCUACUUUGUGUCUUUGGGGUUUAAGGGCAUUAAGACGAACUUUAUGAACUUGUAUCUUGCAGCUCUCCUGCAUACAAAUGGCAGCGAUUUAGUUGAAAUUCUAAAUAAAGAUUGUCUUCUACUCUGCAAA
Messenger RNA from Oryzias melastigma (Indian medaka), 1798 nucleotides. It is a transcript of the gene lman2la, whose product is annotated as lectin, mannose-binding 2-like a. Gene Ontology annotation, molecular function: D-mannose binding. NCBI's taxonomy places the organism in Eukaryota, Metazoa, Chordata, Actinopteri, Beloniformes, Adrianichthyidae. Gene Ontology annotation, cellular component: endoplasmic reticulum-Golgi intermediate compartment; COPII-coated ER to Golgi transport vesicle; Golgi membrane. Gene Ontology annotation, biological process: endoplasmic reticulum to Golgi vesicle-mediated transport; Golgi organization; endoplasmic reticulum organization. The record is from RefSeq and is a predicted model, not a curated record. The transcript is spliced from 9 exons. Bases 47 to 1138 code for a protein of 363 amino acids.